GUGCCAUUUGCAGAAUCUUUAGGAUUUACGCGGAGUCUUUUACGCGGCGCGUUCAUGCGGUGCACUGUGUUUUACUGUACUAUAAUGUGCUGCAUAUGAGAGCGCAUUAAGAAAUAUGGACAGGUCAGCAAAACAAAACUCACCGGCGUUGUUGUGGGAGAAGAGCGAGCUAUGAGCUGGUAACUGUAACUUCGCUCCAUGAAUGCUAUGAAUGAUUCUCUGGAUGAAACGCACACCUCUGGCAGCCACGGGGAGAGAGCGGCCAUAUUUCGGGGCGCGAGAGGCAGCGACAUCGUCGGGGCGGCCUUGAUCCCACUGCGCUCCCCCUUGCAGCCACCCAAUACUCAUCACAACAAGACGACUCCUGCGGUCUCCAUGCUCUUCAAGGGAAAUAGGAAGUCCAAAGAAGGUGUAGAGACACAAAUGGGACCCGUCCCAAAUCCCUUUCCAGAGCUGCUACCAUCCGCUGUCUCCUUAGUGUCUGAGUGUCUGUUACCCUGGACCAAAAACAGUGCGACUCAGGUAAUCAAAGUCUACAGUGAAGAUAACACCAGUCGGGCUGUUGAGGUUCCCAGUGACAUCACCGCCCGGGAUAUAUGCCAGCUCUUCAUCCUGAAGAACCACUGCGUCGAUGACCACAGCUGGACUCUGUUUGAACAGAUCCCACAUCUGGGCAUCGAGAGAACCAUAGAAGAUCAUGAGUCUGUUAUGGAGGUCCAGUCGAGUUGGGGAAUGGACUCUCACUGCUGUCUGUACUUCAGGAAGAAUUAUGCCAAAUAUGAGUUCUUCAAAAAACCUCUUGAUUUUUUUCCCGAGCACAUGGUGUCUAUAUCAAGUGAAACCAAUGGAAUCAUGAACCACUCACAACUAAUCCAGACGUUUCUCAGUUCCAGCUCCUGUCCUGAGAUCCACGGGUUCCUCCACGCCAAAGAGCACGGCAGGAAGUCCUGGAAGAAGUUUUACUUUGUGCUAAGAAGAUCAGGAUUGUACUUCUCCAACAAGGGGACAUCAAAGGAACCGAGACACCUGCAGUUUAUUUGCGAGUUCACCGAGAGCGACAUCUACACAUUAUUAAGCGCCAGAAAAGUUUACGGUGCCCCUACAGACUACGGAUUCUGUGUGAAGGCGAGCAAGUCGAAUGUGGCACGUGAUCUGAAACUGCUGUGUGCAGAUGAUGAACAAACCAGGACAUGUUGGGUUACAGCCAUGCGCCUCUUCAAGUAUGGCAUGCAACUUUACCAGAACUUCAUCCAGCCCUAUCAAAAGCAGAAGAGUUCUCCUAUGAGGAGUAUCUCUGAGAACUCUCUGGUAGCGAUGGAUUUCUCAGGACACAAGAGUCGGGUGAUAGAGAACCCAUCAGAGGCUCUGUCAGUGGCUGUGGAGGAAGGCCUGUCGUGGAGGAGGAAAAGCUGUCACAGGUUGAGCUCUCACGGCAGUCCAUCUACCACUCAGAGCUCCCUGUCCAACUUAGCUAUCCAUGUGGCUCAGCCGUGGUUUCACAGUAAAGUUUCUCGAGAGGAGGCUCAGAAAUUAAUCACUCAACAAGGCCUCAUUGACGGGCUUUUUCUUGUAAGGGACAGCCAAAGUAACCCCAGGGCAUUUGUCCUGUCACUGUGCCAUACGCAGAGAAUCAAACACUUUCAGAUCGUACCAGUUGAAGAGAAUGGCGAGUUAUUCUACAGUCUAGACGAUGGACACACGCGUUUCACUGACCUGCUGCAACUAGUUGAGUUUUACCAGCUGAACCGAGGCGUUCUCCCCUCGAGGCUAAAACAUCACUGUGCCCGUAUCACCAUCUGAACCACACUAUAGAGGUCCAUGAGGGUCCCUGCCAUGCACCGCGCUCUCAUGCGCAUUAAAACACACAGGCGAUAUUUUUUUGGACAUCGGUUUGUGCCUUGGAUGGGAAACUCAACACAGUGGAAAUCACCAACUUUGUCCAGUAGAGUUUCACCGUCCACCCCUCGAUGGACGUUGGGGUCUGUACUGAUCAACUUUAAGUGUAUCUUUACUGAUUUAUGACGGACCGGUGCUGUCUGUUAGUUGUGGUUUUCAUACUUGCAUUACUAAAGAGACCGGGUUGGGCACAUGGACGACUGAGGACCCUGAUAUUCACUGAGGGCUGGCUAACCAGAAUGUAUAAUGUCAAUCUCACAGUUGCUAUCUCUCCUGAUACACACACACACACACACACACACACAAUGGUUGACUUGAAACCAACUUAUUAAGCUACCGAUCAAAGUUCAUUUUUAAAAUUAAUUGUAGACUGCGUGAGUCUCCGUUUGGUGUGAACAAACUAAAGCUGGGUGUACGCUGUACGAUUGUUGCCUGAGACGCGAUUGUACUAUCAGAAUUACGCUUUUGAGUUUUGACUCGACACUCCACCUUUUUAUUUAGUUUGUUUUAAAAAAUAAACAAAUAUAAGAGCAAGAGUUUGCCAGGUUUUUUGCGGUACCGUUUCCAUUUUGUGAAAGAGGAUACCAUUGCUGUUAAACAUUGACAAUCACGACCAAAACUUAUUAUGGUAAAGUUUAACAUCAAAGAUGGCACAAUCUGCUUUGGAGUCCAAUCUUACAACAUCACACAGUGUGCACCCGGCUUAAAAGACAUGGUAUAGCCAUAAUCCAAAUAAAUAAUAAGCUGAAACUUUUGGGUUUUGUUGUAUUUUGUUAGUCAUGUGUCAAAAAAUUCAGGUAUUUUAUACACAAGGCUAUAGAUGCUUUAGUGAACAUGUAUGUGCAUGCCGUAGACGUCGAAGCGGCAUGAUUGCGUUUGUCGUGGGCGACACGUUUGGUAUUAACCUCUGCUGUACCGCACCAUGGAAUGUAUCAAUACCAUCCAAUGACAGUGAUGCUGAACGCGUAUCAUGCAGUUUACACAGAAGAGCUGUUCGCUCGGACGAAGAACGCGUGAGAAUAAUCAUGUGACUUAUAAAUGAUUGCAGAACUCAAUUGUUGUACAUUGAAACUGAUUUUUUUUUAUAGACACAAGAAUUCAGGUAAAUGGUGUUUUAUACCUGAAAUAGUACAUUUAUUAUAGUGAAAUGAUCAAAACUUGUAUGUGCAGAGUUUUCAAAAGACAAAAAAUGCAUUGUUUAUCUAAAAAUGAUAAAUGAUAUUUAUGAAUAUCCAAUAAUGGAACAAAACAUGUAUUGAACAAAUAAGCAGUCAUCUGAAACCUUUAAGCACUAUCCACGAAUAUGGUAAACUUCUGUGUCCAUUUACUUUAUUGAAGCAUUAUAGCCACAAAUACCCCUUUGUGUGAACUUUUAUCUCAUAAAAUUAAUUAAGCAUGCAAAGUCGGUCAUUUUGAACCUUAUUAACAAAGCUAAAUUAAUGAUUAACUCAUUUUAAUUACCAAAAAUGUAAUGUUUAGCCGAGUCCCAUAUUUUGCACACAACCCUAUUAUUAAUACAUGAACUUUGCCCCAUUACACUGCACAAUCCAUUUAAAAUAUAUGACACCAGGAAAUAACAUCAUUUAGACAAAAGUAUUUGGCUCAUUUGGCUAUAAUGUGUCAUCUCAAUAUUCGGUAAUAGGGUUAAUGAAUACCGCUCAAAUAAAAUUUACUUUGCCUCGUGAAUUUGAUGAUAAACAUUUGCUAAAAGUUAAGCAAUUUUCACUUCGUUAGUUCUGUACCUUUUCGUGGAAAGGGUUGUUUAUGAAAUGCACAUUUGACUGUUUUUUAGAGAAACUGUUUGUUUGUUUGAUCUUUUCCGUGUAUGUUACUUGUAGAUUGACUUCAGUAUGAUAAUUUGCGUAUUAAAGCAAAAAAGGAAAAAAAUACAAAAGCAUUUAAAAACUGUUAAGAUGGUCAAGGUUUAUAAUUGCACUGUAGUUGAAACACUGGUAACUUGAUUUGUUUUGUUGACGCUUAUCCAAGAUUUCAUUUCUCUGACUGUUAGUUUUUUUUUAAUGAUGUUUUAUUGAUAUUUUGUUAUUGCUGUCAUGUCCCUCCUCUGCUCUGACAUACAGACAUGUGUUCUGCAUCUGAAUCUGUAUAUUAAUCUGAAUGAUGGAUAUGAAAUGACCAGGAUUAUAUACUUGAUGUUCUUUUCUAGAGCACAUUUAUCAGGUUUUGUGAGAUUUCCUCAUACAGAUGAAUUAACCCAGACGUGCUUCUGAUAGAGUCUAUUCAGUAUGGGUUAAAAUCUUUUUUUGUACUUUUUUGUAUUUCUGUUAUUUUAUGUAAAUGCAAAACUUAAAACUCUACCCUUUGUUUCCCAUUUGUUUAAUGACACUGACAGCAAAUAAACUUGAAACACCCCUUUCCAUCCAGAA
Messenger RNA from Misgurnus anguillicaudatus (oriental weatherfish), 4280 nucleotides. It is a transcript of the gene grb14, whose product is annotated as growth factor receptor-bound protein 14. NCBI's taxonomy places the organism in Eukaryota, Metazoa, Chordata, Actinopteri, Cypriniformes, Cobitidae. The record is from RefSeq and is a predicted model, not a curated record. Gene Ontology annotation, biological process: insulin receptor signaling pathway; negative regulation of insulin receptor signaling pathway. Gene Ontology annotation, cellular component: plasma membrane; cytoplasm.